Molecule: messenger RNA, 18177 nt
Organism: Esox lucius (northern pike)
Lineage: Eukaryota; Metazoa; Chordata; Actinopteri; Esociformes; Esocidae
Product: probable E3 ubiquitin-protein ligase HERC1
Exons: 82
Coding region: 368-15019 (4883 amino acids)
Molecular function (GO): protein binding; ubiquitin-protein transferase activity
Source: RefSeq, a predicted model, not a curated record
GACUGGCUGUGCUGUUUUUCAUGGCAAACAGGGAGAGUAGGCUACAUGAUUGUUGCAACGUUAUCAUCCAGGCAUUUCGGAAAACAUUUAGGUACCUUUUUGGAAAUUGGCUAAUUGCAGAUGUGUGUGGCCUGACCGGACAUUCAGCUGAAUUCAUUUAUUUUCGAUUCAGAGUUAUUUGCAAAACUUGUUUGCCGUCCACUAACGUUAGCGACAGUAUUUGUCAACUGCAGUGCAGUGGUUGCCAACUGUAACGUUAGCUUACGUUUGCUAGGAAGGAUAUUGUAACAGGCUAGCGUUUUACGAAGAAAGCAGAGACCGGGUGUGAAUGACACUGAAAGGAGAGUGUGGAUAAUGAUCAGGAGAAAUGGUGCCUUGCCAGACCCACGUGAUGUUAAAGUGGCAGGAACAUCUAAACAGCUCCUGGGCGGCGGAAGACAGUGUCCAGACGGCAACACGCCAGGGUGCUGCAGGCCUCUAUGCCAAGUUGCUGCACAAUAAGGAGGUGAUGGGACUGGCCCAGCCUGUGCAGGACCUGAUCGGCCCCCGCCUGCCAGACUUCCAGUAUGAGUCCAGUGCUGCAGAGGAGAAGGAGGAGUACCUCUCGGCCUUACUCCACAGCCAGCGCUGCCUGGCCCACCGUGUGCUGUCCAGGACCCCCUACGCCCUGGGUCUUCACCAUCGCCUCGUGGUCCUCCAGCGGAUCUACUAUGCCAUCCACAACAAAUACCACAACCGCUUCCGGGCGCCUUCUCCCCCACAGGCCACGGCUAGCCAGGGCAGCUGUGCCCUGGAGCCUGCCUCCGAGCCCUGGGUGCCUGGAGGGGCGUCCAGGGCUAAAUCGGGGACAGAGGUUCUGAUAGAGAUGGGUGUACGGACAGGGCUGAGUCUUCUCUUCGCCUUGCUGCAGCAGAACUGGCGGUACUCCCGGGAGGACCCGGGAGCAGCACUCUGUAACGAUGUGUUGGCCACUGCAUCCUCUGUUCUGGCUUCACUGCCGCCCCUGUCACUGGCCAAUGAGAACAAGAUCCCGGCAGUGGGGCUGGACUGCCUGGGUCAGGUGGCAGACUUCCUGAAGAAGACGUCUAUAAGCUCAGGGAAUGGCGGGGCUGACCGGGCAGGGCGCAGGCUGGCUCUGGAGCUGCUUCUGGGCCUGGCUGUGCAGAGGGGCUCCCUGAGAUUCCUGCUAGAGUGGGUGGAGGUGGCUCUGGCCGCCUCUGCUGCCUCCACCUCCUCAAUACCUUCUUCCUCUACCCUGUCUGAUACAUCUUCCUGCUUAAAGUCAGAGGGAGGAGUAGGCUACGACCUCAUCUGUCAGACACUCCUACAAAUGAGGCAAUACUCUGGUUUUCGUGGGGAUUCUCUCAAUACACAGGCCCUAAAGAAGGAUGCUGAUGGAUUCUGUAGCCUCUCCCAUGUUGCCCUCUGCCUAUUUGAAGAGAUCUGUAACCUAGCGUCCAACUGCCUGUGUUCAUGCAGCGCGGGCUCAGCCACCACUGGUGGAACAGAGAACGAUGCGAUCAUGGUGUAUGUCUGGGGCAGCAACAGCUCCCACCAGCUGGCCGAGGGCACUCUAGAGAAGAUCCUCCAACCCAAACUAGCACAGGGAUUCAGCGACGCUCAAAUGAUUGAAGCAGGCCAGUACUGCACUUUUUCUGUGUCUGCCGAUGGCUCGGUAAAGGCUUGUGGGAAGGGGAGCUAUGGCCGCCUGGGUCUUGGGGACUCCAACAACCAGUCCAUGCCCAAGAAGCUCGUCUUGGAGCCUCCAAGAAACAUGCGCAAGGUGUCCUCGUCCAAAGGCUCUGACGGCCACACCCUUGCUGUCACGGGGGAGGGAGAGGUCUUUUCGUGGGGCGAUGGUGACUAUGGGAAGCUGGGCCACGGAAACAGUGCCACUCAGAAAUAUCCCAAGAUAAUACAGGGUCCUCUGCUUGGCAAGGUUGUGGUGUGUGUGUCUGCUGGCUACAGACACAGUGCUGCUGUUACAAAUGACGGAGAGCUAUACACCUGGGGAGAAGGAGACUUCGGCAGGCUGGGGCACAGUGACAGUCAUAGUCGUAAUGUGCCUACACUGGUGAAGGACAUCAGUGGGGUAGGUCAGGCAGCAUGUGGGAGCUCUCACACCAUCGCUGUGGCUCAGGACGGACGUGUCGUCUGGUCAUUUGGAGGGGGAGAUAACGGUAAACUGGGACAUGGAGACACUAACCGUGUUUACCGGCCCAAGGUGAUAGAAGCACUACAUGGGUUCAUCAUCAGGAAAGUCUGUGCUGGAAGCCAAUCGUCUUUGGCUCUGACCUCUGCUGGACAGGUGUUUGCGUGGGGCUGUGGUUCAUGUUUAGGCUGUGGGUCCUCUGAAAGUACGUCCCUUAGGCCCAGGUUCAUCGAGGAGCUCAGUGUGACCAAGAUCAUUGACAUAUCCUGUGGGGAUAGCCACUGUCUGGCUCUCUCACAUGAAAACGAGGUGUAUGCUUGGGGGAACAACGCAAUGGGGCAGUGUGGGCAGGGACACACCUCCACCCCCGUCACCAAGCCUAAGAAGGUGAUUGGUCUAGAGGGAGUGUCAAUCCAACAAAUCACAGCUGGCACCUCCCACAGUCUGGCCUGGACUGCUGUCCCCUCCGACAGGCAGUUAGUUGCGUGGCAUAGGCCAUUCUGCGUGGACCUGGAGGAGAGUACUUUCACCUACCUCCGCAGCUUCCUGGAGCGCUACUGCGAUAGGAUAGGGGAAGAAGUGCCUGCUGCCCCCUUCCCAUCUAAGAGGGAGCACCACCAGUUCAUCCUGCUGUGUAUGAAGCUGCUGUCCAUUCACUUGUCUUUAGCCCAUGCUGGUGGCACAGGGGCCACAGUACUAGGGGCCCAAGGGAGGCCCCUCCGAAACCUGCUCUUCAGGCUUAUAGACACCAGUGUACCUGAAUCAAUACAACAGGCAGUGAUGAACACUCUGUCCGUUGGAGCGUCUCUGCUUUUGCCACCCCUUAGGGAGAGAACUGAACUGCUCCACUCCCUACUACCUCAGGGCCCAGAGAGUUGGGAGAGCCUCUCUAAAGGACAGCGGUUACAGUUGGACAUGGUUCUGAACAGCCUCCAAGAGCAGUCCCACGUGGCCAGCCUGCUGGGGUUCUACUCUCCUGGGGAGUUGACGGCUGGUCCAGGCUCAGUGGGUCCUCCCAUGGCUCUGACCUCCAGCCCUGAUCAGCCCAGCCCAAGUCCAGAGGCCCUUUACGACCACAUCCACCUAGCUGAGGUGCUCCUGAAGACCCUGCUGCUUAGCAUCGGAUUCUAUACGGAGCGGGCAUUUGGUGAGCUGGAGAAGAACAGUGACAAGCAGCAGUCCAGUCAGUCCCAGAAGCAGACUGACCCUCCCUCUCAUUUCCACCAUCUUCUCUCAGCCUUGCACAAACACCUGCUGGCCCACUGUUACAUCUACACCAGCACAGAGGAUGACAGCAGUGUGACGUUGCUCCACAAGCACCUCUGUCUGCUUCUUCCCUACGCUGCUGAAACCUUUAGGAGGUCCACCAUCUUACUGGAGGAGAGCUCUCUGGACAAACACGUCAUCCAUAGGCUUUACACGGUGCUGCUGAGUUCGGUAGCGGGCAGCCUGCUGUGCCAGGUCAUGUAUUCCCUGUUGCUGUUGCCUCUAGGGGUGGUGCGCCCACUGCUCACCCACCUGCUUUGCCUGCUGGAGCACCUUAAUGAGUUCAACUGUCUGCUGCCAGACACAGGCCUGCUUGAGGACAUGGAACUGGAAGGAGCAUGUUCGGACCUGCUGGAUACAGCAGAAGGUGCAAGGCCUGGUCGUGGAGAAGCAGAGGAUGGGUGUGUGUGGCUUCUGGACCUGGAGAGAUCUGUGGCGCUGGCAAUUGGACGAUGUCUGGGCAGCAUGCUACAGGGCCCACCCCCCUCUGUCCAGGAGAGGACCUCAGAGUACUGGCUGUGUAACCCUCUGCUCAGAAACGGACUGGAGAUGGAUUUUGAAACACUGGGCUCUAGCACGGCAUGGUUGACUGAGGCGGUGCUACUGGGCUGUUCUGAUGCCAAGAAGGCCGACCUGAGAAUGAAUGAAGAAAAGGGCAUGCUGAUUGAGCUGGCUCUGGGGUCAUCAAGAGAGCCUAUUGGAGGACUUUGGAGGAAGAUGAAGGAGUACGCCAUCAGCAGAGCAGACUGGGAUAACAGUGGUCCCUCAGAUGAUUCACUUCUAGAUACAGCAUGUCGCUGUAGCCUGGCCGCUCUGCUCAAACACACAGGGCUUCAGGAUGAGACCUGCUGGCUGGAUAAGUACGAACCAUGUAAGAUGCUAAUAGAGAUCUAUGAGGUGGUGUACAAGAUCAGAAGCACUCUGUUGGCACACAAAGAUACUCCAGUGACUUCAACCAACACACAGGGCCUGUCUAACGUUAAACAGAGUUCUCAGGGCUCACAGAUUUCUGGUGGUGAUGACCGGCAGGAACCGGGUCCCUCUGGAGUAGAACAGCAGACGGACCGGAGGAAGGACCGGGACCUUGAGGCCAGGGGUCACGGAAGCGAGGGUUUGCAGGCACUGCCCUCGGCUGCAGAGCACAACCAGGAAGAGGGACCAGAGGAGGACACGCCCAGCAUCAGCAAGGUCCUCCAGUGUUUCCUGGCCACACGGGAGGCCAUGCAGUUACAGCAGAAUGAGACAGUCUACGAGUCGUCCGGGACCUCCACCCUCCCUAGCAGCACAGAGAGCCCUGGUACCCCAGAGAGAGAGCCCCCUCACAGUCAGGAAUGGGAGUGGCAGAGGGGGUCUGAAGAUGGCUUGUCGUUCCCUGCGGCCUGUCACCUGGUGGUCUCUCGCUGUGCAUUCCUUUUACUAGGUGUGAGGCCUGCUUGGCAGGAAAUGAGCGAAGAGACAGGGCAGGCAGAAAGUGCUGGAGUCAGAAAAUCCACAUCAUCUGCAGAUUCUCUACCCAGCCCAAAAACCGAUCAAAACAGGUUCAUGAUGGAGGGCAGAAAACAAUCCGCUGACCAAUCCAGAAACUCCUUCAAGAAUAAAAUGGGUCUGCCGUUGUGUUCCCUGGGAAUCAUGAAGGACGCGUGGAAGCGUUUGCGACAGUGCAUCAGCCCCACUACCGACUACAUGUGCAAUGGCGAGGCAGGCAGCUCGUCCACUGUCCUCAGUCAGGUUUUUCACUUCUUGUGUGGGAGCCUCCUGAGGUCAACCCCUACAUCGUCAUUAUUGGAGAGAGAGGCAGGCGGCCAGGCAGACCCCAAGGCCAUCACACUGGCCAUGUACCAGCAACAGCAAAGGGCCGAGGUUCGUUUGGAAGCAUUGUGCCAGAUCUCUUCCUUCCUGUCUGAGAUGGAGGAGAAGAGCAUUGGCUCAGGUUCCUCUCCACCCCCGCGGUUCCCAGGCCUACUGCAGUCUGUUCAGCUGCAGUUCCUCUCAGGCUGCUUUGCGCUAGGAACGCCCAUCACGGGCUGUCUGUCUGGAAACAAUGACAAGAUGACCCAUUACACUACUGGUACCCAGUCAGCGUCUAUGGGUGUCCAGAGAGAACUGCAGUCGGCUGCCCACACACUCUACCAGCAGGUUGUGCGGGUCCUAAGACAGAAAGUCCUCUUGGACAGGGAACAGACAGGAUCCUACCAGCACCUCCUCCUGGCCACGGUGUUUGCUCUUAACUUCCACUAUCAGCCGGUGGAUCUGGUGGUGAUCAUUAAGUGUGGCGUCCUGGAGAUCCUUUCAUCGCUGACAGAUAACACUUGUGUACUGAUGAACCAACGUUGGCUGGCUGCCUCCGUAUCGGGACACAUGCUGUUGAGUGGAGCUGUAAAGCUGGCCUGUGCCCGUUUGCUGCAGAUAUUGGCCAUAGCUGCUAGUUCGUGUGAAGACUCUCUGCCUCUGGACGUGUCCCAGGCCCUGAUGGAUGUGAUGUGUGAGCAACUUCAGUCCUUGUUACACAUGAUCCACCAGCAGGAGGCCCUGGAGAGGAGUAAAGAACCAGACCAGGACACCUCCAACAAGAGGACCAAGAUAGAGGGUAUGGAGCUGGUACUGGGCAGUAGGGUUGUGGAGUCUCAACUCGCUGACUUCCUGGUAUUUCUGAGACGAAUCCUGUCCCUAAGGGUUACCAAGAGGUUUUCUACCUUCCUCAAGUGGGUCGAUCCACUAAUGACCAUCAUCUCACACAAGUGCUGUCCAGGUUCUCCGUGGUUCCGCAACUUAAGAACCAAACUGCUGGCCUUCCAAAUAUUGGAGGGUCUGCUACCUGCCUGUUCUGAUCCAACACAGAUUCAGCAGAUUGGUGAUCAGUUGUUCGGCCUUUUAUCUGUAUUUAUGUGGGAGGAAACUUUGGCUGUGAUGAAUAACCCAGAGAAGACAUCAAUGAACUCAAAAAGGGACCCAGGAAGUGAUGAUGAGUGCAUUCCGAUUGGGGAUUUCUCUUUUGAUCCCUACAAGCUUAUCUGUUGUUCAUUGGAGAGUGGUAACAUCCUGUCUCACGGGUCAGGAGGAAAAGGCUAUGGCCUUGCGACUACCGCCAUCACAUCUGGAUGCUUCAUAUGGAAGUUCUACAUCACCAAAGAAAACAAAGGCAAUGAAGGCACUUGUAUCGGGGUGUCACGAUGGCCCAUCCGGGACUACAACCACCGCACCACAACAGACAUGUGGCUAUACCGGGCCUAUAGCGGCAGCCUAUACCACGGAGGGGAGCUUGGACGAGCGCUGCCGUCCUUCACUCAGGGGGACACCAUCACUUGCAUCCUGGACAUGGAGGCCAGGACAAUCUCCUUUGCCAAGAACAACAAGGAGCCGAAACUGGCUUUUGAAGGGGUUGAUGCCACGGAGGUGUACCCUUGUGUCUUAUUCUACAGCAGCAACCCUGGGGAAAAGGUGACGCUGUGUGACCUCCAGAUGAGAGGCAUGCCUUCUGACCUCCUCCCCGGUGAGCCCAUGUGUUCCCCCCGCACCACCGUGCUGAUCGAGGCCACAGUUCAGCUCUUACGCAAGCUGCACCAGCGCGAUGGCCAGUGGACGCUGUAUAUCAACCAGCACAUGCAGACACGGCUGGAACUCAUUGGACCACUCAUGAAGGAUGGAGGCCUGGGAACGUUCAGACAAGGUUUGAGCCCUAAAGGAGUUGAUGAGAAGGAUAAGGAGCAGAUUGGUAGUGGGGUUGUAGAGGAGUCUCCAGGCUCGGGGAACUUGGUGAAGGGACCAUCUGGCCUCUCCGAGACCCAGCUCGUUUCUCUGUGCACUGAGGUGUGGCCAGUGCUUGCUCUGAUUGGAGGAGUGGACAGCGGGCUCCGGGCAGGGGGGCUGUGCCUGCACAAACCUAGCGGGAGAAGGGCCACUCUGCUGGGGGUGCUGAAGGAAGGAAGUCCCAUGGCCAAGCUCCAGUGGGAGGAGGCUGACCUCUCUGUCAGCUUCCUGAAUUCUUGGUCACCCAGCGACAUCCUGCUGUCCUCCCUGGAGCCCUGUGAUGUGCCCCAGUAUGACGUCAGCCAAUUCCGAGGCCUCAAACCAUCUGUCCUCUUAGACUUGAUCUUCCUGACCGGUCUCCUAGAGGAGCAGGAGGAGAGCCGUUGGUAUGGAGCGGCAGGAAAAGGCACAGGGAGAAUCAGGAAGCGUUGCUCCUCAGAGGGAAGGAGCUUCCCCAGAAGCGAGUUGGAGCGCAGGCUGGAUGAAGACAUCACCCGAGUGAUGAUGGACAACGACAUCGAGGAAGGCCCGGGGUUGAUGAGGGAGGGAGAAGGGGAGAUGGAGAGGGGCCAUCAUCCAUCCCCAGCCAGAGCACUCUCAGAGUCCUGUGAUGAUCCAGAGGAGGGCAGUACUUCCUCCUACUGUCCACCAUCCCCAGCCCCACAGACCCCCAGCUCUCAGCAGACCAAGCCCCAGCCAGAUAUCUUUUCCCUGGAGCUCCGUGCUGUUAGAGUCUCCUACCUUCUGCUGGGGGCAUUGAAAUCCCUGGCUGUCAUCCUUAGCUGUGGGAAGUUCACUGACAUGCUGCUGGUGCCAAAGCAUCAAGACCUGUCUUCUACCAGCCUGCGUACUACAAGCCCUGACUGGGCAAAGCUGGGGGGCUCUGGUUCGACACACGCACUGGCCGGAGAGGACUGUAACGCUGCUGAACUGAGGUCUGUGCUGCAGUUUGUGAUGCGGAGCAUGGUGAAGUGGGCCGUUCGACCCUGCCCCAUCAAGCAGAGUGUUUCCCUGACGGACCUGGAGAGAGCUCAGAUCAUGAUUUUCAAAGGAGCUCUCAACAGGCUGCAAGACAAAGGACCAACGGACCGAAAGGAGGCCAGCCACCACUCCUCGUCUCAGCCGGUGUCCAAGUCUUCCAGUUCCGUAUCCCUCUACAGCACCGGGUCAGAAGGCACUGCCAUCUUCGGCCAAUCCAACGGGGCAUCUGCCUCUUCAUCCACCAAUGAUCUGGCAGCUUCUCUGCUCUCAGCGUUGCAGGCUGACGGCCUGGAGAACUUUAACCCCUUCCUCCCCAUCAACCUCCUGCAGCGGAUGGUGUUGGCACGGUUCCCUACUCUAGCCGGCCUGGUUAAUAACCCCUCCAUGUUGCAUAGCCCAGGCCCUGGCUUUGGCUUGGCCAACUCAGCUUCCUGCGAGGGCUUCAUAGAGCAGCAGACCAGCUUCAUGGAGCCCUGCUCUCCUAUACAGGCCAGAAGUCAUGGCGUGGAACGGCCUCAAAUGUUUGUCCCAGUCCGAUUACUAGAAAUGGGCUUCUCUAUGAGACAUAUCUACAAGGCCAUGGAGGCAGCAGGUGUGACAGGUGAGGUAGACUCAAGGACCAUUGAGGUUCUGGCCAGCUGGAUGCUAGAACACCCACUGACUGAAGAGCUGCAGACUGAGGGCCAGCCAGCAGGGGGCUCUACCACAGAUACCCCCUCUCCAGAUGGACCAGAGACUGUUCAAUGCCCUGAGGCCCCCACUAGUGAACCCAACGAAAGUCUCCUGGCUGGUUUGGACCUGGUGGAGAGGGAGAACUUUCUGGAUGUCCAUCUGACCAGGAACAGACCUCCCCCAGCUCGACGCCAGCGCACCAACUUGGGGCACAGGGCUUCUUUCAGGAGAGCAGACUCUCCUUCCCCAAAUCCUAUCCCUCCACUGUAUAGGCAGGAUCCAGGGGUGACGGAGUGGCCGGAACGGGCAGAGACUCACCCGUUCGCAGCAGAGGAGGAGUCAGAGCUGGGCUACAUGGAUGAUCCAUACCAUGAAGAGCCCUAUGAGGAGCUACAGCUAAGAGAGUUCAUCACCUCAGAGAGAGACACCCUCUGGAUGGUGGAGGGUGGUGAGGAGCACCAUGAGCCCAACGAGAUGGUGGAGUGCGAGUUGUGCAGCACUCUGACCCUCCAGUUCAACAACCACAUGAAGCGGCACCACCCAGGCUGUGGGCAAAGUGCCGGGCGUCGGGGGUACCGAUCUACAGGGGCCUAUGUGGAUGGGUGGUUCGGUGGGGAGUGUGGGUCUGGUAGCCCCUACUACUUGCUUUGUAGCAACUGUAGAGAGAAGUAUCUGGCAGCUAACCUGGGAGAGAUAGGAUCCCAACACGACCGAAUGAAAGGUCUGGCAUCCGAUUUGAUUGGACGAUUGGACAGCACCUCAGAUGAUGACUGGGAGUUGGGGCAGUUGGAUGGCUGUGACCCAGACCGUCUUACUGGCCUGGAGGACUUUGCGUUGUUGCUGAGGCCCCUGGGUUUGAGUGAAAAGAAGCUGGUCCCAGAACCCAUCCCCUUCACAGAGAAUGACCCUCUAGGAGCGCUGGUAAAUUGCACCAGCAAUCCUGACAGGACCAUUGUCCAAAAAGGGGUGGUCAGCACAGACAAAAAUAGUUCAGGUUCCUCUGGCCCUCUGAGUCUGGGGGAGCAAGCUGCUUUGCUUAGAGACCCACAGGACAGACUACAGGCUCUGAGAAGGGUAACCUCAACCGCCCAGAUCCUGCUAGCCUACAGCAUGGUCAUGAGAGUGUUAUCGCAGACAUUAUCCAGUGCCUCAAUGUGCAGUGCCUCUAGUGGCCUGGAGGCCCUGGGUGUGGCUGACAUCCGUAUCCUGGUGCGCCUGAUGUGUCUGGCUGCGGCGGGCCGUGUCCAUACCAGCGUUUACCAGCAGGGGGUAGCAGGAGGCAGUAUGGGCUGUGGCAGCGCCACAGAGAGAAGCAGCUCUGCCUUCCUGUCCUUCCUUAGCUCUGCCAUAGGUAGUCUAGUUUCGCACAGCCCCACAGCAUAUAGGGAGCUGGUGGACAUCUGCACGCAGGAUUUAAUGGCUGCUGCCACAGGGAUGAACCUCGCUGCAAUCAGCGACCCAGGGCAGAGAGGCCGUCUGACUUCCACCAUGAAGGCAGCCCCGCACCAAGACGUGACACCCCUCACACCCCCCACUUUCCUGGUCACUCAGAGCCUGGUGUCUCUGCUCACAGAGAAGGGCAUCCGCUAUCGUUACACUCCAGAGAGAACCGUGACAGAGCCGCAUGAAGCAAAAGACCCAGAUAGCUCUCCGGCUGCAGUUCCUCCUACCCAUUUGGGGGUGAGAGUGGGCCCUCUGGAGCUGGCCAACGCCCUGGCUGCCUGUGCUCUGUCGGCAAGGCUGACCAGUAAGCACCGUCAGUGGGCCACCCAGCAGCUCGUCCAGGCACUGGCUGCCUCAGAGAGGGAGAACCCCAUCCGGCCUCAGACCUACAACGACAUGGCUGGGGACCUUAGGAAAUGUCCUCUGAAGAAGCUUGAAGGACACCAUGGGAGGGUGACUAGCUGUUUGUGGAAUAGUGAGCAAGGCCUGUUGGCCACUGGGGCUCAGGAUGGGACAGUCAGACUGUGGGAUGUCAAUCAGAAUACUCCUGACCUGCAGUGCACACACUUCUGUAGCACCAGCGAUGACUGGCAGAAUUUUGAGGCUGUGGGUGGGGCUCAUCUGUUAUCCCCAGUCCACUGGAGCUCUGGUGGAACCCUCCUUGCUGCUUUCCAGAACAAAAUCAUCAACAUCUGGGCUGUCAUAGGAUCCCGGGGUCAUGUGGAGGCUCAGCCAUCCUGGGUAACAGCCCUGUCCUGGGUGCAGACCUCCUGCCCCUUCCCCAGCCAGGGUGGCCAAGGCAGUGCCUGUAACAGAGUGCAACCAGAGAGCUUGUUGGUGGGCCGCCUGGAUGGAUCUCUCUGCUGGCUACAGGUCACUGAGGACUUGAUUGUAGAGAGCACAGAGCUCACCUGCUGCCACAGGAAAGAAUCACCGCAGUGCCUGGCAUGGCACAGUCCGGACAAGCCCUUUGCUGUUGGUUAUCCUGAUGGGAAGAUCCUACUGGGUACUGCUGGCUCCUAUGAGACGGAGCCGCCAAUACUGUUGUCGGCCUUCUCUGAGAGUAUCAGCAUCCUCAAAUGGGACCCUACGGGCCACCUCCUCCUCUCAACUGGUCGCUCUGAGGUGGUGAAGAUCUGGGGGAGGGCAGGGGGCACCUGGAUCAUCCUGCACUCCCUGUUCCACACGGGCAUGGUCAACACAGCCGAGUGGUGCCCUCUGCCAGGCCGGGGACCUGAACCACACCUCAUGAUGGCUGUGGGGAGCCAGGAAGGUCUUCUGAAUGUGUGGACUUUGCCACAAGGGGGUACCAAUGUGUCAGUUCCUAAAUUCCUGGGCAGCUCAUCCAGUCAGGAGAAGAACAGCGGGAUCAAGCGUGGCAGUGCCAAAUGUGUGUUCAGACUGAACGGCCACAUUACAGCAGUGAAGACCCUGUCGUUCUGUCCCAGCGGACUGGCCCUCGUUUCUGGUGGGAUAGGUGGCCUACUCAACAUCUGGUCUUUACAGGAUGGGUCAAUCCUACAGACAGUGGUGACAGGUCUGGGCUCAGUAGUGAGCACCACCUGGAUACCAAAUGUGGGGGUGGCGGCCUGCUCCGGGAGGUCAAAGGAUGUUCUGUUGAUCCGGUGUACACCCGACUGGAUCUCCCAAAACCACGUGUUGGCGUCCUGCCGCACCAUCCUCCGAGCACAGGGCAUUCUGGGUCUGAACAGAGCCCCUUGCAUGGCCGUUUUCCUCGAGAGACUUCCCAGACUGUUGCAAGAGCAAUACAGCUAUGAGAGGAGUCAAGUAACAGCAGGAGACCAGUUGGUCCACAGUGUAUUCCUGCAGAGUCUGGCCUCCCUUACCGUCGGCCUGUCCCUGGAACAGUACCUGUGUCGGGCCUGCCGACCCCCGCACCACCACCCUGAAACCUCGGACCACACACACUCCUGCCCCAUGGAGUGGAGCUGGCUCCAGACCUUCUCCACCACUGUUAAAAGUGCAGAGGCCAUCGCUAGGGGAACUGCCUUCCCAGAAUCCUUCUCCGUCCCGGAGUUCCAGCCAGCAGGAGUCACAGAGAUCCCUAAACCACUGGACAACAGUAAGUGGACUUUCAUGAUGGAUGAGCAGCUCAUGUCCUGGGCCACCACCAGGCCGGAGGAUUGGCAGCAGGGAGGUAAGAGUGAGGUUUUCCUGUGGGGCAAUGGGCGUCAUGGGCAGUUGGCGGACGCGGGGACCAACUUGAUGGUGCCCACCCUCGCCCCCUCCCUGUCACAGACCCAACAGGUUGUAUGUGGCCAGAACUGUACAUUCCUAGUGCAGGCUAACGGUACAGUCUUGGCUGUUGGUGAGGGCAGCUACGGAAGACUGGGGCAGGGUAACUCGGAUGACCUCUAUGCCCCCACUGUCAUCUCAGCUUUGCAAGGCUACGUGGUCACCCAGCUGGUCACUUCCUGCGGAUCAGACGGACACACUCUGGCCCUGACAGAGACAGGAGAGGUGUUCAGCUGGGGUGACGGGGACUAUGGAAAGCUUGGCCACGGUAACAGUGAGAGGCAGCGACGUCCCAAACAGGUUGAGGCGCUGCAGGGAGAGGAAGUGGUACAGCUGGCUUGUGGGUUUAAACACUCGGCCGUGGUAACAGCAGAUGGUAAGCUGUUCACCUUCGGUAGUGGAGACUCUGGACGUCUGGGUCAAAGAUCAACAUCCAACAAGAUGCUGCCAGAAAGAGUCACAGCACUGGAGGGAUAUCACAUUGGUCAGGUAUCCUGUGGUAUCAAUCAUACUUUGGUGCUGUCUUCCGAUGGCAUGAAUGUCUGGGCCUUUGGUGACGGAGAUUAUGGGAAAUUGGGUACAGGUCCCUGCACUGUAAAGUGCUAUCCUCAGAAAGUGGAGCAACUAUGCAACAAAGGAGUAAAAAAAGUUGGUUGUGGGACCCAGUUUUCUGUUGUCCUGGCCAAAGAUGGACAUGUCUACACCUUUGGACAAGAGCGGUUGAUUGGCUUACCAGACUCCCUGUUGAAGAACCACAACCAACCCCAAGUGGUGCCAGCCCUGGAGGGGGUGUUUGUCGAGGACAUCGCUGUGGGUUGCGAGCAUGUCCUGGCUCUAUGCUCUACUGGGGACCUGUAUGCCUGGGGCUGCAACUGUGAGGGACAGCUUGGCCUUGGUCACUCUAGCCCAGUGAAGGAGCCCACCCUGGUGACAGUCCUACAGGGAAAGAACAUUAGACAGAUCUCUGCUGGUCGGUGCCACAGCUCUGCUUGGACCACCCCUUCAACCUCCACCAAAGCAGGAUCAUCUGUUAGCCUCCAGCUAGGUCUACCCCAGUCAGUUCCCCCACAGUAUAAUGCUCUGAAAGAUUGCAGUCCUGAUGUCCUAAAUUUCCGCCUCCGGGUGCUCUACCACUUCUCUGACCUCAUGUACAAGUCCUGGAGGCUACUGAACCUCGACCCAAGAAAUCAGGUGUCUGCGUCUCGCUAUAGCUCAGGGACUGCGGCCAUUGUGCAAGGCCAGCUAAGGGGCCUCCUUUCCCCCAAGGUCAACACCUUGCCCCUGGUUAGAUCCAUCGGAAGGACCAUGACCCAGGGCAAGACAUAUGGCCCCCAGAUAACUGUCAAAAGGAUCUCCACCAGGGGACGCUCAAGCAAGCCCAUCUUUGUGCAAAUCGCCAAGCAGGUGGUCUCUCUGAACCCCCUGGAGCUGAGGCUGCCCUCCAGGGCCUGGAAGGUCAAGCUAGUGGGAGAAGGGGCAGACGACGCUGGUGGGGUGUUUGAUGACACGAUCACUGAGAUGUGCCAGGAGUUGCAGUCAGGCGUGGUUGACCUACUCAUUCACACCCCAAACAGCUCCACAGAUGUGGGCAGUAACACUGACAGGUUCCUGCUGAACCCAGCGGCUGCCUCUGAAGACCACAUGGUCCAGUUCCGUUUCCUGGGCAUCCUAAUGGCGGUGGCCAUCCGUACCAAGAAGCCACUGGACCUUCACCUGGCCCCCUGGGUGUGGAAGCAGCUGUGCUGCAUCCCCCUAGGAGGGCCUGAUUUGGAGGAGGUGGACCUACUCACUUACCGCUCCCUGCACGGGAUCCUGCAUCUGGACAACAGCGGCAUCAACGAGGACAACUUCCACGUGAUGAUUCCUCUGGACUCGUUUGUGGCCCACAGUGCAGAUGGGAAGCUGGUGCCAGUUGUCCCUGGCGGACACAACAUUUCCCUUACCUUCUCCAACAGGAAUGACUAUGUGGAGAGGGCUCUGGACUACCGGCUGCACGAAAUGGAUCGGCAGGUAGCGGCAGUGCGUGAGGGCAUGUCCUCCAUCAUCCCGGUGCCCCUCCUCUCCCUCCUCACGGCACGGCAGCUUGAGCAACUGGUCUGCGGUCUGCCUGAAGUCUCUGUGGAUAUGCUCAAAAAAGUAGUCCGAUACCGUGACAUUACAGACAGCCAUCAACUGAUUAGCUGGCUCUGGCAGAGCCUGGAGGAGUUUGCCAACGAGGAGAGGGUUCUAUUCCUGCGCUUCGUGUCUGGGCGGUCAAGGCUUCCCUCCAACCCAGCAGAUAUCACCCAGAAAUUCCAGAUCAUCAAGGUUGACCGGCCUGUGAAUGGACUUCCCACAGCCCAGACCUGUUUUUUCCAGCUGCGCCUGCCUCCCUACACCAGCCAGGCCAUCCUGGCCGAGCGUCUACGGUACUCAAUCCAUAACUGUCCCUCCAUCGACAUGGACAACUACAUGCUGUCUCGAAACACAGAUGCUGCUGACGAAUCCGACACGGAGUACUAAUCCUGGAGAAAAGAAUGCAUAGUAAUGAAGCCCUAAAGAGACUGAUAAUUUGCUGCUCAACAACAAUGGCUCGACAAUACUUGAAAGCACAAAGCAUUUGUCGUAUCUCCUCUUUUGCUUCAUAUUUUUACAAUUUUAUUUUAUGUGCAAUAUUCGAGUGCUAGCUUCUGGCCCUGGGCUUUAUGUGGUGCUCAUUGAGAGGUUACCCCGGGGCUGAAUAAACGACUUGCUCAGUCAGCGUGCACUGUUUGCAAGAGAGGCUCUCUCUCUCUGUCUCUCUCUGAGGUACAUUAUUUUAGUUUGUAAGCAUUUAUAUUAAUAUUCAGUUACUGCAAAGUACAGAGUAUUUAUUGUCAGGGUUUUAUUUUUUAUGAAACAGUGCAUACACUACUGAUACUUAAUAAUGUGGAAUAACCCAGUGUCUUCAGAAGGCUGAAUAUCCUUCCUAAAGGAAAUAUGAUUGUCAAUAAGACUACUUCCUACAAAGAAAAACGCUGUGAAUAAUAUUAUUAAAUACCAGGUCCUUUAUUGGCAUUCUGGCUUUCCACCAUAAUUAAGGCCUGGUACUGUACCAUCUAACUGGCUUUACUUUGCUUUUCUGGUUUGCUCUAAAAAUACCAUUGGUGCGCUAGCAGGGAUUUUUACCCUUUGGCCUUUAUUACUCCAGAAGUGGUAUGCCUAGCUAUUACCGCUCUGUUCAAAUGCUCUUACUAGCAUACCACUUAAAUAAAGGCAUGUUGGACAAAAUUCGAAGUGGUAGCUGGUUUAAAUUUCUGAAGUUAUUCUAUACUAUUGCUUAAAGAACCUUUUUGGAGGUUCCAUGUAAAACUGUGUUCUAUGUAAACUCUGUAGAAUCUUCAUUAAAAUGGGUUUUACAUGAAACCCAAAACAGUUCAACAUAGCUGCCAAAUGGAAAUCCAACAUUUUUUUUCAAAGGGAUUCCCCUGCUGGGACAGCCGAAGAGCGCUUUUAGUUUUUUGGCAGUAUAUUUAAAGAUGUAAGCUAGCUUAUGCUCUAUGGGUCAGUUAAUGUGCAGUCGUAGUAUGUGUCCAAUGCAGUCUAUUCCCUUAUGGUGUGCCACUUUAUACCGGGCCCAUAUACAGCUGGUCAAAAGUUGUGCACUACAAGGAGUAGGCAACCAAUGCAACCAUAAUGUUACUGGCAGAGCUGUGUAGGGAACAGAAACAAUGGUGAAGUGCUAUAACAAGCCUCAAUCUGUCUCCAUAUGUGUGAAGCUGUGGUUCUUGAGCUUUCCUGAAAAUUAUUCUUCAUUUGAAUUGUUUACAUUUCUCAUUUAGGAGCCACACACACAAACAGGGAAGUCUACCAGCAGUCUUUGGAGCAGCCUUAAGGUUGCUGAAUUUGUCACUAGACCGGUAAUUCUCAAAUGGGCUACGGCAGUGUGUUUGUGACUAGAACAUUUAAAAACCUUUGAAAUGUUGUGUUAUUACUAACCACAACAAAUGUUUUCACAAAUUUUGGCCAAGGGAUUUCUGGAAUAAGUAUUUAAGACAACACAAUGUAGUUGUGUUUAUUGACAGAAACGUCCACUGCAUUCCGCCAAUCAAGUUUAUUUUUAACAUGAUGACAGUUUGUUUUCUUCAAAUACAUUUAUUGUAAUUCAUGCGUUAAGUACAAUAUUUUCUUUAUGACAAAAUGUGUAAUUUUACCAGGAGAUGGACAGGGCUCAAACAUUACAGUAAAACUUUUUUUUCCGGAUUAUCGGAGUUCACCUUGCCCCAAACCAUUAAUAUAGUUAAUAGUAAAUUAGAGAGUACCUUUACAUUACAAUAUACAGUAUCUUUUUGGAUGAAUGUAUGUCCAUUAAUGCCAUGCACAUAUGAUGCACUCGACAGAUUUUUGUUGCCAAAACCGUACUGUACUCUAUGUUGCUGCAUAUUGAUCAGUGGGCUUGUGGUUUUGCAGUUUGUGAAAAGUGUAGUGUUUAACAUGCAGUGCUUUUUUCCCCUGGACCCAAGCGAAAGGAGGCUGCUUGGAAUGCAUAGGUCAAGCUAUAGAUCACGCUAUAGAUCACAAUAAGCUAUAGACCACUGGUAGUAGAUUUCUGAAUUUCAUGCUUUUGUAUGCAAUUACUUUUUAUUUAUUUUGCUUGGCACAAAACACUACAGCAUGGAUUCUUAGGAGACAAGAAGACCUUGUUGACUUUGCGUCGUCUACUGACUCUGUGCUGAAAUGUUAGUAGCAUAUAGCUACAUUAUUUUACUUUUUAAAUGAAGUGUUAUCAAGUGUUUUUGCCCUUUUUUUUUACUCAAGGAGCAACUUUUGUUUGUGAAGCGAAUUACUACAAUAAGAAGAGCUUCUGGAGAAUUAUAACAGGAUUUAAACUUAGAAUGAAAUGGUGUCAUGGUUGGUUGUUGUGAUGUGUUCACACUUUGUAGACCUGUAUACAGUGUUGCUUAAGCAAAGGGGGAAAAAAAUGUAUUAAAAGGGAUUUCUGGCAGAAAUUAGUUUGCUAUUCUGUUCCUCACUCCGAUUAAUAUCCUUUUGUCAUGCCACAUCAAGUCUUUCAGCCCAAAUGUAGAUAAGAAACUUAAAUACCCUUCUUUCAGGGAUGAUUAUGUACUGUACAAUAAAAACAAGUAUUCUAAUUAAUACUUACAGUAACAUGUUUGCAAUAACAAUCUUCCAUUAAAAAGAUGUGCUCAAAUAAAAAUAAAAAAAUAUUUUUGAUGUGCAGUGAUGUAGUUUAUUUUGAUUAAAUAAAUACAGCAUUUUGUUGUCCUGAAUAUUAAAGUUGGGGAGGAAUGGUAUACAAAUAUAUUUUCUGUUGGACUGUCCCAUUUAUGAAACGGCAGUAUUAUGUAAAUUAAACCUUGUGUUUAAAUGAGGACUUUGGUAUCAGUUACUUUCAGUUUCAAUUAUUUCAUGACUGUGAGACUCCUGUGAGAAAACAAGACACCAGGCAAGCCUAGUUCAGCCGGCCCGCAAUAAACGCACGUGAAAGGCUGUGUAAUUAACCAUUGCACCAUGGUGCUAUACAUUUGCCUGGUGUCAGUAUAGCCUCUUGUCUCUAUCCUUUCAUGGCAAAACAACAUACUUUUUUCUUUCAUUUGUGAAUUACAUUUAUACAAUAACUAUCAAUAAAGGCGACGAUAAGUAACUUUAUCAUCAAGUGAAAGGACGAGAGAAUCGUGGAA